AUGAUGGUGACUAAACAAUCGUUGAGAAACCAAAUCGAAUCGAAGGAUCAGAUAAUUCAUAACCUUGAGGAAAAAUGCAGAAUAAAUAAUCAAAGAAUAAAAACGUAUAAAGAUCAGAUUUCGAAUUUAAAAGAGGGUAUUACUUUCUCCACUGUUGUUUCACUGAGAUCAUUGGUGAACAGCCAGAAAGUAAUCAUCGAGAAGCUAAGAACCAAAGUUCAGAAUCAGACAAAGGCCUUAGCAGAUUUAAACAGGUGUAUGAAAGAGAAGAAUAGUUUAUUAUAAGACAAAAUGAAAUAACAAACAGAUAUCUAAAUACAAGAUUACAAGCAAUGACGAAACAACUCCAGAAGAUUGAUACUUUAAACACUUCGGUACAAAGGAAGGAUAUUCAAAUAGCUCAACUUAAGGCAGCCCUCUUGGAAGAACAAAAUAAGAAUAACAAAUUUAUGGUAGAAUUAGAAGAAGACCUGAAGAUAAAGCAAAAGCAGAGCCAAAUUUUUGAACUAAAUGAAACUUUAUGAAAAGCUUUAAAAGAAGAUCUUCCUAUAAACAAAGACUCCGUCGAAACCCAAAAUUUAGAACAUCUGGUGUGUAAAUUACAGCUUAAAGUCUUCGAACUUGAGGAGCUUGUUUCAGGUGGACAAGUUCCAACUUUUAAGGAUCCUUCAAAAGAUUUUGGUCCAAAAAUAGCAAAGAUAAAGUCUCACUUUGAAUGUCCUAUUCUGCUUGAAGAAAUCGAAUCCCCUGUGAUAUGCCCUUCAGGCCACACCGUCGAUCUCAAAGUCUAUGAGCAAUUGGUUAGAGAUGGAAGGAAGGAUCCGUUCUCUGGGGAGAAGUUGGGAGAUAAGGUUGUUGUUAACAGGUUCAUGAUGACUGCCAAAGAAAUCAUUAACCCAUCCAAUAAUGUAUUAAAAGAUCACUGAAAGGACCAUUAA
Messenger RNA from Moneuplotes crassus, 938 nucleotides. NCBI's taxonomy places the organism in Eukaryota, Ciliophora, Spirotrichea, Euplotida, Euplotidae. The record is from the annotation of a GenBank genome assembly.